UGUAUUUUUGGCGGUUAAUUUUCCUCAGUUUCCUUUGUUGUUUUUGAUCAUUUUUUCUUUCUAAUCGCUAAAAUGGAUGGAAAACUAAUUGAAAAUAUUGCCAGAAAACUUGGUUUUCAGCAUAAUCCACAAAUUCUCGAGAAAAUCAAAGAAAAUACGAGAUUGUUGCAGCUCAAGCAGAGUUCCAUGAUUGCCACAAUAGGGGAGAUGCCCAAGAUUGUUCUUUGUGCAGAUUUAGCAGCAUCAGCUAUGGGAUUACCCUUCAACACUGAAACUGGGAUUAAGAUUUGUGGCAUAAGGAAGAGUAUCUACAUGAACUACAGAAGAAUAAUUCAAAAACUAAUUGGGGCUACAAAGAUUAUUGGAAUACCUGAAUUAUGCUUGCAAAUGGGACUUCCCAGUGGUGUCCAGGAAGCAGCCAUGGAGAAACUUCCAAAGUACCUGGAAUACAUGAUAAGGAUUAAACAGACAGUGGACAGGGAACAUCCACAGUAUGCUGGCAUUGUCCUGUAUCAAAUAGCAAAGCAGAGGAAGGUAAAAGUGUCCCGAAUGCGAUUCACACAGGCAUGCAAUCUCCGAUCAGAGCAAUGGAAGAUCCUGGAGGAUUCUUGGGAGAAAUACGAAAAGAAUUCCAAGGCAAAUGAGCUUCCCCGCGCUAAGGAAAACACCACUGAAGAUGUAGAGAUGCGGUGUGAUGGGAAAAAGGAAGCAUCAACGGGUUUGGAGAGUGAAGACUACGAAGUUUGGAAGGAGAGAAUCCUGGCAAGAGCUUAUGAGAAUCUCAGAAGAAAAUAAAAUUAAAAUUCAAUAUUUUUGUCAAAAGUCAGACUUUUAUUGAAUUUUAAAUAAAAAAAUCUUCUCAGUCUA
Molecule: messenger RNA, 867 nt
Organism: Lutzomyia longipalpis
Lineage: Eukaryota; Metazoa; Arthropoda; Insecta; Diptera; Psychodidae
Gene: Orc6
Product: origin recognition complex subunit 6
Exons: 3
Coding region: 73-795 (240 amino acids)
Biological process (GO): DNA replication; DNA replication initiation
Cellular component (GO): nuclear origin of replication recognition complex
Molecular function (GO): DNA binding
Source: RefSeq, a predicted model, not a curated record